GUGCGCACGCGCGGCUCCGCUCCCCCAGUUCGUCUGUUGACAAACGUGCCCGGUGCCCGGUGCCCGUCUCCGUCCGCGACGACGCGCCUCCACGGGACCGCGUCGACGCUGUGAGGUUCCGGGCGAACUCGUCACGAAGUCGCGAAUCCGGUCUAAACUGACACCAUGCUGAAAUGGCUUUCUGGAGAAGAGGGCGAGCCGGGCUCUGCAGGUCCAGGCUCCCCCCGCGGCGUUGCCGUCGGCGAGGUCGUCGGCGAGGAGGAAAUGGCUGAGCGUCUCUCCCAGACCGAGCUGCUCGUCGCUCAGCUGAAGGAGUUGAUCCGAGAGAAAGACGCAGCGCUUCGCUCCAAAGACGACCGGCUGAAGGUGGAGAAGGAGUCGUGGGAGUCCAGGCUGUCGAAGCUGCGUCUGCAGAACAAGGCCAAGGUGACCUCGCUGACCUCCCAGCUGGAGGAGCUGAAGCAGCAGGGAGGAGGAGGAGGAGGAGGAGGAGGAGGCACGCCGACGCACAGCAAGAAGGGCUCCUCAGACGAGCACGCCAGCCGGGGGAAGAUCGUCCUGCUGAAGAAGAAGGUGGAGGAGCUGGACCAGCAGCUCGCCCAGAGACGAGAGGAGCUGGAGCACAAGAGGAAGGAGGCGGAGUCUCAGCGGCAGCGUGGCGAGGAAAUGGACGCCAUGCUGGCGGAGAGGGACAGGAAGCUGGCGGAGAAAGAGGCCUACAUCGUUCACCUGCAGACGGCCGGAGAUCAGCCCGUCUCACCGGCGCCACCACAGCAGGAGGAGGCCGGGGCGGCGCUGCAGGAGCUGCAGCUGCUGGUGCAGAGCCUCACCAGGAAGGUGGGCGAGGCGGAGGAGCGCUACAGCCUGCUGCAGGAGCAGGCGGACAGCCUGAAGGAGCUGCUGGCCUCCGAGAAGGAGCAGUUCACCCAGAAGGAGAGCAUGUACAAGCAGAACAUCCACACGUUCAAAGACAUCAUCAUUCAGAAAGACCAGCAGCUGGUGGAGGUCAGCCAGAUGCACGAGCAGGAGCUCUUCAAGCUGGCGGCCAAGUCUGACGCCAGCGCCGACCUGGAGCAGCUGUUGAAGGCUCUGAAGCAGAAGCUCCAUGAGAAGGAGGAGGUGCUUCUGGGUAAAACGCAGGUCAUCGACGUUCUCCAGGGAGAGGUGGACGGCCGGGACCAACAGAUAAAGGAUCUGGCGGAGCGCCUCCAUCGGCUGCAGGUGGAGCGCGAGAGCCUGGCGUCCAAGAUGGAGGCCGAGAAGCACGUGAUGCGAGCGCAGCUCCGCGACCUGAUGGAGAAGCAGCAGGCGGAGGUGCAGCGGGUGACGGAGCAGCAUCAGGCCCAGAUGGAGCGGGCGCAGCAGGACCUCCUGGGGCAGCUGGAGGAGCAGAGGAGGUCCUCGGGGGGCGGAGCCAUCCCCGAGGCCUCCGUCCAAAGGAUGGCCGAGCUGGAAGCCCGAUCGAAGCAGAAAACGGAGGAAGCCGUAAGGUCAGAGGCCAAGUUCAUGAAAAUGAAGGCGUGGUCUAAAUCCCGGAUCAGACAGCUGGAGGAGGAGUUAAAGAAAAGCCAAGCUGGAGGCGCCCCCCCGGACCUGACCGCCCUGCGGGGUCACAUCACGGCGCUGGAGGAGGAGCGAGAGGAGAACCUGUGGAAAGUGGAGCAAUACGAGGAGCUCAAAGCAAAGAACGGCAUGCUGGAGGCCAAGCUGGUGGUGUACGAGGAGCAGCAGAGGACCCUCCACGCAGACCUGGAGCAGUUCACCAAGAGGGCCGCCUCUCAGGCCAGCGAGUCCGGCAGCGCCGACGACGCCCAGAGCCAAGUGCUGGAGUGGCAGGAGAUGGUGACGGAGGCGGCCAGCGCCAGGGACCGGGCCAAGGAGGAGCGGGCGGCCAUGGCGCUCCGCAUCAGCCACAUGGAGGAGGAGCGAGAGGAACUGAUUGAGGAUGACUGGUUCUUUCCCGGCUGCUCCGAUCCAGCUCUGGCCAGCCGGCAGCAGGAGUUGGAGGAGGAGCUGACUCAAGCUCGGGGGCUCGGCCGACGUCGGGCCGGAGAGCUGGCCGCCCCGGUGCAGUGCAGCCUGCGGGAGGACUUUGGAUAUGACGGCCGGGCCUCGUUCCAGGACCCGCGGACCCCCUCCGAGAGCACGACCCCGAUGGAGGGAGAGAACAUGGGAGGUUGGUGGCCCGAGUUCAGUUCCCCCGACUCAGAGGGCCUGCGGUCCGUCGUGGAGGAGCUGGAGCUGGAGCGGAACCAGCUGCAGGAGCAGAUCCUGAGUCUGGAGGAGCGCUGCCAGGACCUGGAGGACCGGCUGCAGCUGCAGGCCCGAAUAGAGGCCUUACAGAACGAGUCGGAGAGACUUCAGAGUCAAGUCGCCGGCCUCCGACUUCAGCAGAGCCGCGACGCAGAGAACCACCAGCUGCUGGUGGGCGGCCUCAACGAGCAGCUGAAGGGCCUCAGCAGCACUCAGGAGUGCCUGGAGAGCUCGCUCAUCGAGAAGGAGAACGCGCUGGCCAAGACGUCCGAGAGGCUGCAGCUCAUCGACGGCCUCCGGGAGUCUCUGGCCGAACGAGACCUUCAGUGCAAAGACGCCUGUGAGAAGCUCCUUCAGGCCGAGCACGCACUCGAGAACGUUUCCAAGAGAUGCGGCAGCUCGGAGAAGCGCUGCUCUGAGCUGAAGACGGAGGUCGUCGACGUCACGCAGAAGCUGAGCGCGCUGAAGGAGAAGACGCAGAAGCAGGAAGUCGCCAUCGAGACUUUGCAAGCGGAGCUGGAUCAGACCAACGAGGAGCUGGACAAACUGAACUCCGCCCACCUGGACGAGCGAGCUCAGCUCAUCCACGACCUCCAGGGCUGCGAGCGGGAGAUCGACCGGCUCAAAGACGCGCUGCUGGAGAAGGAGGAGGAGCUGCAGACCCUCUCGGGGAACGUGGCGGAGUACGCGGAGCAGGUCGCGGCGCUGACGCUGGAGAUCAAACUCAAAGACGAGAACCUGGUUCGCGUGGAGGCCGCGCUGAGUAAAGCGGAGCGGGAGGCCGCCAUAAUCAGAGAGUCUCAGACCUCAGACCAGCAGGCGCUGGUGGAGAAGGUUAAGGAUGCCCAGGCGGAGCUGCUCCAGGCCAAAGAGGAACGAGAGUCCAGAGAGGCGGAGGUGGAGCAUCGGACGAAGCGGAGCGAAGAGGACAAGAUGACCAUCCAGGAGCUUCGGGGGGAGAUCCAGAAGCAGCUCGCGAACCAUCGAAAUCACCUCUCGGAGAGUGAAGCGCUCAGAGAGCAGCUGACUGUGUCCACGCAGAAGCAGCAGCAGUCAGAAGAACUCCUUCUGCGGCUCAAGGACAACGACGCCAGCAGCGAGCAGCUCCGACUGCAGCUCAGCGAGAAAGAACAGACUCACGAAAGAGAGCUGAAGUCCGUCAAGGAUGAGCAGAACGGGCUGCUGGCUCAGGUGCAGCAGUACGGCAGUGAAGUGCAGGCGUUGUCCAAGCAGCUGGAGGAGCAGACGAGGAGGGAGGAGCACAUCAGGAAGGAGAUCCAGGAGAAACUGGACACCAUCGAGACGCUGGACAACCAACGGAAGGCGACCGCCGAGCAGGUCGAGGCCGAGAGGCGGAACCGGGAUUCUGAAAAGGAGAAACUGAGCAGUGAACUUCAAAGCAAGUCGGAGAACGUCUCCAGACUGAAGAGUCUGUUAAAGAGCACGAAGACGGAGAGAAAGCAGCUGCAGGACAAAGUCAACGGGCUGACGGAGGAGCUGGAGCGGCAGCAGCAGAACGUGAAGGAACUCGGCGAGAAGGUCGCGUCCGCUCUGGAACUCAACCAGAGGCUGGAGAACCGAGUGGACGUUCUUACGGAGGAGAAGGAGAGGCUCAAGCUGGACGUGGCCGCGAGCGCGAAGGCGCUGUCGGGAGUGACGCUGGAGAGGGAUUCCCUGCAGGAGAAAAUGUCCUCGCUGGAGACGCAGCUCUCGCAAAGCAGCGCCGCCAUCGAGCGGCUGCAGAGGGACAAGGAGGACUUGACUCUUCGAGCUCACGAGUUGAACAGAGUUCUCGACCAGAGCUCUAACUCCAGCUCCGAGAUCCUGCUGGCGAAGACCAACGAGUGCAGUGACCUUGUCCAGUCGCUCAGGGAGAGAGAGGAGGAGGCGGAGCGGCUCCAGCAGGACCACCGGGCCCAGAUCGAAGCCCAGCAGAACCAGCUGACGCAGCUCCAGGAGGCGCUGUCUCUGCUUCGGGAACAGGAGGGCAGUCUGAAGUCCGAGUUGAAGGAGAAGGAGACCGCGUUGGCUGAGGAGCAGGAGGGCAACCGCAGUUUGCAGAGCGAGGUCGCGCUCCAGAAGAACACCGUCGUGGAACUACGAGCGGAAGCCGCUUCGCUGGCCGAGGAGCGAGAAGAAACGCUGAAGGAUGCGACGCGACAGAGUCAGCAACACAAAGAGGAAGUCGACGCCGCCAACAACGCCGCGAAGGCUCUCGGCGAGCGGAUUCGUGCCGCGGAAGAAAACGGCAGGAAGCUGGAGGCCGAGGCGGAGCUGAGGAACGGCCACGUCCAGGCGGUGACGGAGCAGAACCACCAGCUCCGGGCUGCUUGUGAGUCCAGAGAGCAGGAGCUGGCUCUGCAGGCACGGGUCCAGUCGGACCUCCGCGGACAGCUGACCGCGACCCUUGAGCAGAAUGCCAGUUGCAGCCUGAAGAUCGGCCGCCUGACGGAAAGCAACGAGAGGCUGCAGGAGGAGCUGGCUCACAACAGGAAGUCGGUGUCCGAACUGACCGCCGAGAGGAGUUCACUGCGAGAACAAAACGCCGGGCUGGAGAUCCAAACCUCUGAGAAUCAGAAGAUGAUUAACGGCCUGUUGAAGGAAAAGGAGGCGCUGGCGUCUGCAGGAGACAAGUUGAAAAAGAUCCUCGAGGAAAGAGAACAGUCGAACUCGGCGCUUCUGCUGGAGAAAACGAGCGAAUGCGCCUCCCUGUCAGUGGCGUUACGGGAGAGAGAGGAGCAGCUGGAGGGUCAACGAGAGCAAGUUGGUGGACUCAACACGUCGUUGAAUGAGAGGCAGAACCAGCUGCUGCAGCUCCAGGACACUGUGUCCAUGCUGCAGGAGCAAGGGUCCGUGCUGAAGACCGCCCUGCUGGUGAAAGAAAAGGAGCGCGGCGUCCAUCGGGAGGAGGCCGAGGCCCUGAAAGCCCUCGUGGCGCAGAUGCAGAGCGACGUGGAGACACUCGGGAAAGAGACGCAGCAACGAGAACAGACGUCGCGAGACCUAACGGAUGAGUUUCAGAAGCAGAAAGACGCCAUGAGCGAGAGCGCCGCCGAGUCGGAGGUCGAGAUGGCCGGCCUGAAGGCCGCUGUGCAGAAGCUCGUCGCGGAGAACUGUCAUCUGACGCAGAAUGAGGACCGGAGGAAGGCUGAGAUCGACGACGCUAACGAUAACAUUCAGGCGCUGACUGAGCAGAACGCGAGGUUCAAGUCCGAGCUUCAGAAAGCGUCCGGAACGCAAGAAGAGGUCGGGCGUCUCAAAAUGGCGGUCUGUGACGCGCUCUCGGAGAGGGAGGGGCUUGACUUGGCCAUGCGAGGAAAAGAAGACUCCCUGAAACAGCAGGAGCAUCUGAUCCAGCAGCUCACCGGCAGGAUCUCUGAGCAGGAGCAGCAGCUGAAACAGAGAGCACAUGACAACGCCGGUUCAAGUGCAAAGGUGGUAGAGCUCCAAGAGUCCAUCCGUGAACUCAGAGGACAAGUUGACGGGCUUUCUUCAGAGUCUUCGGUACUGAAAAGUACUUUGGAGGAAAAAGAACAGCUGAGUCUCGAAUAUCAGAGUCGUUCUUCAGCUGCCAUUGAGGAUCUCCGGUCCAGUCUGCAAGCCAAAGAGGCCGAGUGCGAGUGCUUGAGAGAACAGACUUCCCACCUCGAAGAGGCGGUCACAGAGCUCGACGGCAGCCUCCGAGUACAGACGUCUGAGGCGGAGGAUCUGAAAAAGGUCUUGGAAGAGAAGGAGGCGGCUCUUUUGGACCAAUCGAAGUCCCUUCAGGACGUUCAGCGACGAGCGGAUGAGGCGUCGCUCUUCAAGACUCAGUUUGUGGAAAGCACGGAGUCGGUGUCGCAGCUUCAGAGUCAAAUCCAGCUCCUGUCGGCCGAGUCUGGAGACCUCAAAACGUCAGCGGAGGAAACGCAGAGCGCCUUCAGCAACCUUCAGGAGAAGUACGCCGCUAACUUAGAGCAGCUGCAGGACGCGAGGAAGCAGCUGUCCCAAGCGACCGGCGAGGCGUCCAACCUGCGGAGGUCACUGCGAGACACCGGCGACGAACGUCAGGCGGCCAUAGAGACGCUGAGAAACGAGUUGUCUCUGCUCCACCACGAACUAGAGCGAACCCAAGACCUGAACUCCGGUCUUUCAAAGGAAAAGGACGACGCUUUGGCUUCUCACCAGGCCGGCGUGUCGCUGCUGACCGUCGAACUGGAACGACUCAAGUCUCAACAUCUUCAAGUCGUGGCUAAAAUGAACGCGCUCACGGAAAACCUGGAGCAAAGGGAGAUGGCGCUCCAUGCCAUUAACAGUCAGUACACAUCCCAGGCCAAACACGCAUCCCAGCUGGUCUCAGAGAUGCAGAAACUAGAAGAGCAGAACAAGAGGCUGAGUGAGGAGAUCGGUCUGUCGAAGGAGGAGCACCAGAGGCGUCUCACGGCCGCCGGUCAUGAAAACACGCAUUUGCAAGAACAGGUCAGAAAACAUCUUUCAGAGAGGGAGGAGCAGGAGAGGAGGCACCUUCAGGAGCUGCAGGUCCAGAUGGAGCAGCGGUCCAGCAGCUUGAGCCAAGUAAUGCAGCAAACGGUGUCCGAGAAGCAGAGCCUUCAAGCAAAGGUUAGUGCCAAAGACCAGGAGGUGUGUCGAUUACAAGAGAACAUUGAAAAGAUAGAGCAGGUUCUGCAGGAUUCUGAGAAAGAGUGGCUGUUAGUUUUGGAUAGAGAGAAACAGGAUAAGAACCUGCUCGCAGAACAAUUGAAAAGUGUUGAAAAUGAAAUGAAAUCUAAAGAUGUUAAAGUUAAUGCUCUGAAAGGAGACUUGGACCGCUUGCAGGAGAAGCUGGCAGAGGCCUCCUCCGCCAUCAGGCAGGGGUCCGAUCAGCUGAGCUCCAAAGAGUCGGAGGCGUCAGCGUCCAGGACUCAGCUGCAGAAGGUUUUAGAGUCCGUCCAGGAAAAGGAAAAGGACAACAGUAGUUUGCAGCGAGCUCUAAACGCUGCAGAGCACGAGCUGCAAAGACUUGUAGCGAGAACGAGUGGCGCUGAAGAGCCCUUGGAGUCUGAGGGGUCGGCUGCUUCUUUGCAGGACGCGAUCAAACGGUUGCAAGAAAGCCAUCAGUCCGAGGUCGACGCUUUGAGGGAGGAGUUGGAGGGAGGCGCUGCACAGUUACAAACAGCGCGGGACACGCUUAACAGAGCGGAGAGCAGUAACAGCGAGAAGGGUCGACAAGUCGCUCUUUUGAAGGAGACGGUGGAGCGUCUGCAGACUCGACUCGACGCUGAGGUGAAGGAAGCUGCUGUCCAACACUCAGCAAAGGACGAGCAGAUCACCCGCAUGAGUGCUCAGACCGCUCAGCAGAAGGAGUUACUCGCCGGGCUUAGUCAGCAGCUGAGGGACAGAGAUGCGUCCAUCGGCCAACUUAUCGAAUCCGCCUCAAGCGAGAGAAUGAAACUCGGGGAAGAGAGGACGUCGCUGUCGGCCCAGUUGGAAAGCGUCGAGCGAGAACAUGAAACCUCCACGAAGAGGCUGGAGGGGAUUUCUCUGCAGUUAGAGGAGCGUCUGUCUCACUCUCUGAGUGAACUCCAGGCCAAAGGUUCUGAGACGCUCGAGCUGAUCGACCAAAACGAGGAGCUGAAGAGGGAACUGGCCGAGGUGGCGAAAGAGAGAGACGCGGCCAAGAAGAAGCUUCAAGCCGCUCUCGUCGUCAGAAAGGAUCUGUUGAAAAAGAUUGAGCGGCAUGAAAACCAGAAGGAAGAGAGCGUUUCACUUUUACAGGACGAAUUAGAAGGAGCUCAGGCCGCUGCAGAGAUGAAUCGAGAAAACGUUUCUCUCCUCGAAAGGAAACUCCUGGAGAAAGAAGGAGAGAUUCUCCGACUCCAAACAGAAAGUGAGAGACUCGUGGAGCGAUUGCAGUCGGAGAAACGAACAUCACAAGCGGCGUGCGACGAGAAAGACGUCUGUUUGUCGGAAGCUGUGCGGACGCUGAUGGAGAAAAGCUCCCUGGUGGAGCAGCUGCAGGCCGGAGCUGCCGGGAGGGAGGAGGCGUUCGAGCGAGACCGGAACGAAUGGCUGCGGAGAUCGGAGGAGCUCCAAAAGGAAAUCGAGUCGCGUAAAGAAGACUCGGAGGGCAAAUCUUCCUCCGCCACCGCCGAUCUGGAGAACGAUCUCGCACAGGUGAAGCUCGAAAAGGCGAAGAUGCAGAAGAAGGCCCAGGCUGCCUUGCUGGCGCGCAAAGAGACGCUGAAGAAAGUCCAAGAGAAGGAAAAGAAGUCGAGCCAGGAGCUGGCCCAACUGAAGGACGACUACAAGGCUCUCCUGGAGCAGCGCUGCCAGCAGACCAACGAGCUGAACGAGAAGGUCCGGGAGCUGGAGGAACUCCGCGAGAGGUCUCUGUCCGAUCGAGACGAGCUCGUCGAGCAGAGCGAUAAAACUCUCCGAGACCUGAAGAUGUCCCUGGUGGAGAAGGAGAUUCAGUGCCGCUCUCUGUCAAACGUGCAGACGGAGCUUGACGAUGUGAAAACCAGGUUUGAGAGCGUGCGUCUGGAGAUGACGAUUAGAGACGAGGCUCUGGCGGUCGAGGAGCGAAGAGCAGACGCUCUGAAGUCCAACCUUCAGGUGGCGGAGAGUCUCUUGGAGAAAGCUCACGCAGACUUAGCAGAGAAAGAGGAAGCCAUUCAAGUUGCAGAGCUGAAGGCCCAGAAGGAGAAGCAAGCUCUGUUGCUCGAGCUGAGCGUCUCACAGGAGCACGUGCACGCCCACGAGGACACGUGUCGCCUCUUGGUGGAGCGAAACAAGGCUGCUCUGGAGAAAAGUGACCGAGUGAAAGGGGAACUUGAGGCUCUCGCGUCACAGAAAGCUUUAGAGGCGGCAGAAACGCAGCAGCAGCUCAGUCACGACAAAAGCCUUUUGAGCGAGGAGCUGCAGGAAGCACAGCGGCGUUGUUCCGAAACACAAACCGAGUUGGAUUCGUUGAAGCGGGAAAAGGAGAUAUCUCACCGAUUAAUCGGUGGACUCGAAGACGAGCUCGCGGCACUGAAGGAGAAGGUCAACGAGCCUCAACCCAUCAAACGGGAGGACGGGAACGAAGACUUCUCGUGUUCGUCCCGCACAUGUGCGGAAAGCUUUGAAGCGAAACUGAAGGAGAGAGACGACGCCUUGUCACUUUCUCAGGCUCAAGCUUCAGAGAGGGAGGAACUCAUAUCUGCACUCGAACUGCAGUUGCAGCAUCAAAGCAAAAUGCACGAAAGUGCCGUUGAGAAGAUGAGAACGGAGGCCGCCGAGCUUCAAAAAUCUGGAGACGAUGACGCCAAGGCCAACGACCAGGCCGGCCACAGAAAAGCUGCACUGCUGACCAGGAGGCUUCAGGCAGCGUUAGUGUCCAGGAAAGAGCUCUUGAAGGAAAACGCGACCCUCAAAGAAGAAGCUGGAAAGCUGACGACCGAACGCGACGCCAAAGAAGCCGAGUGCCGCUCUCUGGAAGCGUCGGCGCUGAAGUUGAAGCGACAGAACGUGGAGCUGGAGAGCUCCGUGUCGUCUCUGACCAACGAGAAGGACGAGCUCGGCAGAGAGGCCGACGGCGUCUUCAGCGAAAACCGGAGCCUCUCGGCCGCCUGCGACAGCUUGAAGCUAACCAUCGAAAGCAUCACGCAGCAGAAGCGAGCGUUCUCCUGCCAGCUCGAGUCCCUGAAGGACUCGCAGACGGACGAGCUGUCCACGUGGAAGUCGAAGCACGCCGAGCUGAAGCAAGACUACGAGUCUCUUCUCCGGGCUUAUGAGAACGUGAGCAGUGAAAUGGAUAAGAUGAGGCAGUUUUUGGAGGGGGCGAAACGAGACCGGCAGGAAGCCCUCCGAAAGGUCCACAGUCGGGAGGCCGAGAUAGAGGUUCUGGACGAGCGAGCUCGAGAGGCGGAGGAAGAGAACGGAAGGAUUAAAGAGAGGAUGCACAAGUUCUCCAGAGAGAAGCGGCAGAAGAUCGAGGAGCUGGAGGAGGAGAAUCAGAAGACGAGAAAAGAGCUGGCUGAGCUCGAGGAAAACCACAAACCGAGCGAUAAAGAUCGACAAUGGGAGGCGGAGACUUGCAGACUCGGAGAGACGCUCACGGAAUUGGAGGCUGAAAAUAACCGACUGGCAGAAAAGCUUGAAGAGGCUCGGCGUGCGUUGGAAGAGAAGCACUGGGAAUCAAACGCGUACACAAACGACAUGCAGCUCAAACUUGACGAAGCGCUCACUUUGAAUAAUUCCCUGACGGCCCAGAUCGAGGCCCAGAAGACGGAACUCAGAGCCCAGUUGGAAAUCAACAAGUUGUUCCAAAAGGAGAAGCAGAAUCUUUGCGAAAGAUUCGAGAAAAUACAGAACGAUCACGAGCUGCAGCUGGGAAAGAAAGACGACGCCGUGAAGGAGCUCAAAGAGGUCAUUGACAAACGCGCCCGAGAGAGCAUUGGCCUGAAUGAGAAGGUGAGGAUCUUGGAGGAUGACAAGUCCCUUCUGCAGGAGGAGCUUGAAAACGUCCAAGAGUCUUCCGACAAGGUGAAAAAUGAAAACGAAUAUCUGGAGACCGAGAUCCUGAGGAACUCCGAGAGGAUCGAUGAACUGACCGAGUCCGCCGCUGCUUUGCAAACCCAAAACACGCAGCUGUCCUCUCAGCUGGUGGCGAGCAAAGAGAUGAGCGGUCAAGUUCGCCAAGAAAAAGAGGAGGAGCAGCUCAAGCUGGUCCGAGAGUUCGAGGAGAAGCUCAAGACGGUUCAGAGAGGCAGCGAGGGCUCCAAGAACGUGAAGAAAGAACUGCAGGAGCUGCUGAGGGAGAAGCACCAGGAGAUCAACCACCUGCAGCAAAACUGCAUCAAGUACCAGGAAGUGAUUCUGGAUUUCGAGAGCGCUGCGAAGAGCUCGCGGUCAGCCAGUGAACACUCGGCGAGAGAGCUGAAGAAAAGCUUGGAGCAAAUGUCUAUUUUGGAGGAGAGUCGUCAGCUGGUGGAAGCAGAGCUGGUGGCGCACAAGGAGCUCCUCCAGCAGGCCGCGGAGAAGAUCCAGAGGGUCGAGUCUGAACGCGACCAGCUGGCUCUGGACAUCGUGCAGGAAAGUAACAAAGCUGAGGACCACAACAUCAAAACAUUAUCACCAACUAUAGAUGAGAAGCAAUUCAAUUCUUAUUUGGAGGAUCAGUUCAUGCUGCAGCAGCAGAUAGAGGACCUUAAGGACCUGAAAGACGAAGAGAGUCAAAAGGUUAACGAGCUGAGGCAGCACUCAGACUCUCAGGAUCUUGAAAUCGCCACUCUGAAGAGAUCGGCUGUCACCGCUGAGGCCAAGCUGUCCGCUUUGUCCGCCACGCCUCAAGGCGCAGAAGCGUCCAGACGCUGGAGUGAUCUGUACCAGAAGACGCUGCACGAGAAGGACAGCCAGCUCCUGGAGCAGGGCUUUGUGAUCAAGCGGUUCCUGGAGGACAUGAGGCUGAAGGACAAAGAGGUGAGCGAGUUCCGACUGACCAAGUCCCGACUGGAGAGGACCGUCGGCGAAUACUCCGUCGCCGCCUCGGCGCAGCAGAGGCAGCUGUUCCUCCUGAGCGCCAGCAACGCUGAGCUCUCCGAGGCCGCGGAGCUCACAGCCGUGCAGGUGAGGGAGCUUGGCACUCACGCCCAGAGACUCGAGCAGGACAAGAGCGCGCUGAACCGACUGCUCGCCGACAAGGAGGGCGCAAUGUCCCAGAUGCAGCUGACUCUGCAGCAGGUGGAGAAGACGAGUGCGGAUGCGGACGCUCAGCUGCUCCUCCUGCAGUCUCUGAACGACAGAGUCCACGCUGACUUUGAGAAGCAGGAGGGCAUCGCUCUGCAGCUGAAGACACUCCUCCACAGCAAAGACGCCGAGAUCUCCUCCCUGCUGUCCUGCAGAGACGGACAGAUGUCCGGGUAUCUGGAACAGCUCCAGGCCAAUCACCGCGCCCAGGUGGCCGUGUAUGAGGACAGGUUGGCGUCCUCGCGCUACCAGAGAGAGAAGGCCGACAAAGAGCUCAGAGGCCUGGAAGCCAAGGUGAAAAACCUGCAAAUUAAAGCCAACCGGUCGAUCCAGGAGAAGGAGCAGGAGGCUGCGAAGAUGGAGUCAUUCAAGAACUCAAUGGUGUCUCUGCAGAGCGAACGGGAGCGACUAACGUCGGAGUACAGGAUCCUGGAAGCAAAAAGCCAGUUGGGGCUUAAGGGGAAAGACGGCUCGGCUGACGGCGGCGCCACCAAAGGCCUCAAACACGAGAUACGGAAGCUGUUGCAUCAAAUGGAUGAUCUCAACUCUGAAAACGCCAUGCUCAGGGCCCAACUGGUCCGCUACAGAGAGGACCUGAAUCAGGUUUUGUUCCUGAAGGACAACCAGCUGAAGGUGCUGCUAAAGAAGCAGCAGGACGUGAUCAAAGACCUGGAAAACCAAAAAGCCGCGGCCGAGAAGCAGCACAGAGAGUCUCGGUCGGAACUCAGAAAGGAAGGAGAGGCGAGUGGUAUUUUAAGGGUUGAGACUUUUCAACUCAAAGCUCAGGUUUCCAGUCUGGAGGCAGACGUGUCGACUCUAAAACAAGAAAGAGCUGCAACCAAUGAAGGCAAAGUGAUCGCUGAUUUGCGGGAAGCGGUCGCGGCCAAAUCGGCUGAAUGCAACGACCUCCAGCAAAAGCUUCUCUCUCAGAAGGUUCGAACCGACGAGCUGAAGGAAAGAAUGCAGCGGGUGGAGAACGAAACGGACAAAAGCCUGUCUGAAGCCGAGGACAAGUACAACGGCGAGCUGGACGCCUUUGAGCGCGAGGUGGAGCUGAUGAGAGACGCCCGGGAGACGGCGGAUCUCAGGGCGGCGAAGCUCGCCAAGGAACUGCUGGAGGUGGAGCAGCGGCUAUCGGAGGCCACGACGCGGAGCAGAGACAGCCGGGCCCAAAGCGAGUCCAUGUGCGGGGCCAUGGCCGCUCUGCAGAACGACCGAGACCAGCUCAUCGAAGACUUCAAGGUCCUGAGAAACGGGUACGACGAGGAGCUCCGGGAGGCUCGGGCGGCCCUGAACAAGGUGGAGCGCAGCCUGCGGGACGCCGAGUCCGACCUGGCGAUGUCCGCCAAGGAAAGGGACGUCCUCGCCCGGACGUUAGCGGCCGCGGAGAACAAAGACGCGCCCGCGGAGCUGAGCCGGUUGCUGGAGGAGCUGUCCACGGAGCUGCUGGCGAAGGAAAGGGAAGCCAAGCGGAUCGCGCUGGAGAACGACGCGCUCGGCAGGCAGCUCUCGGCGUUCUCCAGAUCCAUGGCCAGCCUCCAGAACGACCGCGAGCGGCUGAUGGACGAGUUGGCCGGGGCCAAAAGGGCGGUCGAUUCCAGGCAAGGGUCGAGCCCGCAGACGGGAGAGUCCAAAGGGAGUGGCCUCCACGGGCUGGAAACGAGACGGAAGACGGGCGAGCUGCAGCGGAGUGGAAAGAAGACUUCCAGCGACCGGCUGGGAUCCUCAGACCUGAGAUCUGAAACAGAGAAGAAGGACGCGCUUCCGAUCGAGGGAUCGGUUGUUCUGGCCGGUCUGAGUGGAGCGGACGAGGCGGUGAGUCGCUUGGAGGCGGAGAGGAUCCAGCUCCACGGAGACCUGCAGCGCUGCCGGUACGAGAUCCAGCAACGGGACCAGUACUUCCAGCAGCUCAACCUGAAGAUGCAGCAGGCGGUGGAGGAGAAAGGUGCGGCUGCAGCUCAGUUGAGGGCCAUCUCCCAAACCCUGAGGGACAGCGAGGACCGCUGCCACUGGCUGGAAGACCAGGUUCAGACUCAGGGGUCAGUGUUUGCUGAGGACGCACCGGGAGCCCCUCAGGAGAGGAGCAACGAGUCCACGAUGGCUGAAACAGCCGAGGCCAGUCAGCUCCGAGAGAGGCUGCUCGAGUUGGAGCAGAAUCUGACCGAAGAGAGAACGAGGAGAGAGACGGCGGAGGAGGCGCUGCGUCUUACUGAGGACGCCAAGAGCGCCGGCUCCAGAGACGGUCCGAGGGACUUCAGCAUCGAGAUGGAGCCGGACGAGGAGUGGGAGGGGCUAAGUCUGACCCCCAGCCAGCCGCUCAUCACCCGAAAGGUGAAAGGCGGCGCGGCGGCGUGCCGGCGCUGGCUCCGGGGGCGGAGCCUCUACUUCUCGCGGCUGCUGACGGGCCGCGCCCGCUCCCGCUACUUCUUCCUGGCCUACCUGCUCACGCUGCACCUGCUGCUGCUCAUGUGCCUCACCGGAGCCCUGUAGCCACACACACACUCACACACACACACACAGGGUUAAUAAUCCUCCUGCUGUUGCAAAGCAUGCUGGGACAUCAGCAGGCGUUGCACGCACACGGACGCCGAAAAACACUCGUAGAUGUCGCCGUCGUGUCGCCGGGCAGAAUGUAACGUCCCCUUUUUAAGUGUAUUCCUCUUUAAUUCCAGCAGAUGUUUCCCUCUAAACGUUCUCCGGCGAAUCGAGCCUUAAAAGCGAGGUUCUCUCGCUCUUGAACGCGUCGCCGACGGCUCCGUCGUCGUGGAGACGAGGAGAGGGCAGGAAGCCACACACACUGUACUCGUUCCUCACGUCGCACGUAAUCGCAACGCUGAGUUCAAACUAUGCACUGAAGCUCCAAAUGUGUAAAUAGUCAUAUAUAAGCUCAGAAGCACUACCCCCCUUAGCCCCUCCCCCUGCUCCUAGCCCCGCCCCCUGCUCCCUUUAAACUGCGAAGCCAAAAAGGCGUCCGCGUCACUGUGUAUUUAAGGGUUGUUGUAUUUAUGUGUGUGGGUUUGGGUUACGCGCCACGUGCACACCAGCUUGCACGCUCACGUGCACGUGUACAUAAAAUUAUAAAGAGGUGCGUGACUGACGGACGGAAACAAUAAAUCUAUUUAUGAGAAAGAUGGCAUAUUUUUGUAAGAGACCUUCUGGUGCAUUGAAUGUGUCGUCGCUCCCGUUUAAUAAAAGCUCGUCAACUUUUC
Molecule: messenger RNA, 15170 nt
Organism: Cyclopterus lumpus (lumpfish)
Lineage: Eukaryota; Metazoa; Chordata; Actinopteri; Perciformes; Cyclopteridae
Product: golgin subfamily B member 1-like
Exons: 29
Coding region: 166-14451 (4761 amino acids)
Cellular component (GO): Golgi apparatus
Source: RefSeq, a predicted model, not a curated record